GUUCCUUUGCUGUCCAAGGUUUAUGCGCAGCAGCAGCAGCUUUGUGUUGCUGUGGACAGUGACCGGCGCCGUGGCGCCGAUCCUGGCCGUGUGCUGCCUGUACGGCUACAUCGUCUAUGUGGCCCUGAAACAAGCCAAGAGAGGAACCUUCAUGUGCAACGAGCUGCACUGCUUCUACGUUCCUGCAAAAAACUACCUGAGGAGCUCCGUCGUCAUGGUAACCACCUCAGGCUGCCUGCUGCUCUGCUGGCUGCCGUACAUCUCAUCUGCUCUCUACGAGACCUUCAGCGGUCAGCAGAGUCCGUCUGCGACUUCCACCUUUUCCACCUGGCUGGUUCUGACCGGCGCCGCUCUGAACCCCUGGAUCACCUGCUUGACCCAGGCCAGGUACCGGGUCGCCGCAUGGCGAGUUGUCCCCCGCCUGCUUCAGAAGUGCUGCAGGACGUCCUUGGAGACCUCCGACAUCCACCCGAACAAUCGGAUCAGAACAACUAACAGUUCCACGAAAACUCUAAUCUUGGACCCCCGUGACCACACGGACGCCGCUUCGUCUUCAGUCCAGAAGCCAAAGCUGCUGCCGUUGCAAUGCUCUCAAAGAGAACUCUGGGAAAUGCAGUCCAUUCCAGCGACUGGUCUGCCUUCAGCACACCAGAACCUGACAGAAACUGGCAGAACUUUACAGGACUUAACGGAAAUGCAGCCUUGUAUGUGUGCUGCUGGAUGGACCGGGUCGGACCGCUCAUCCAGAACUAUAUGAUACCGAACGCAACCGCCCCGCCCCAAUUGGUAGCCCGUUUUCCUCCUUUUGGUGGUCAUGACGACCUUCAUGUUCUGGACCGUUUGUCAGCAACGACCUUAAACCAGGUUUGGUCAGAUGUGACAUUAAAGUGGUUCAAAGAUCCAAAUCCCUGUUAUUUGAACUUCUGCAGGCUAACGGUGACCUCCAGAGGUUUGGGAGAACAUCUGUGGUUUCUCCAACCUAACAUGCUGAAGAAGUAUUUCUACAUGUUUGUUCAAAGCUGAGCCCAGGAACCCGUUGGACCUCAGCAGGUCC
Molecule: messenger RNA, 1054 nt
Organism: Oryzias latipes (Japanese medaka)
Lineage: Eukaryota; Metazoa; Chordata; Actinopteri; Beloniformes; Adrianichthyidae
Product: melatonin receptor type 1B-A
Biological process (GO): G protein-coupled receptor signaling pathway
Cellular component (GO): membrane
Molecular function (GO): G protein-coupled receptor activity
Source: RefSeq, a predicted model, not a curated record